Molecule: messenger RNA, 1014 nt
Organism: Cryptococcus wingfieldii CBS 7118
Lineage: Eukaryota; Fungi; Basidiomycota; Tremellomycetes; Tremellales; Cryptococcaceae
Exons: 4
Coding region: 1-1014 (337 amino acids)
Biological process (GO): site-specific DNA replication termination at RTS1 barrier; mitotic DNA replication termination
Cellular component (GO): nucleus
Source: RefSeq, a predicted model, not a curated record
AUGGGUGCCGACGGUGGUUCCAUUCCCGACAGGAGAGAUCUUGUCAAGACCAAAGGCAAAACUGAGCAGCUCGACAAAGCGGCUAUCAGGGAGCUCUUCCUUUUCUGCGCGCUAAGCAGGAAACCCUUGACUAAACCCGUAGUCAUCGACCCUAUUGGAAAGAUCUACAACAAGGAUGACCUCAUAGAGUACUUUCUCGAUAAGUCCAAGUACGGCGAUGGUGAUCAGAUCUGUGGUCAUUUGAAGGGUGUCAAGGAUCUUAUCACCCUCAAUCUCACGUCUAACCCCGACUAUGUGCCCCCUUCUACAAAUGCCACCUCCACCAUCAACCGAGCUCCCUUCGCUUGUCCUCUCUCCCUCCGCGAAAUGGCAGGCUCAUUCCCCUUCGUCGCUCUUAGAUCUUGUGGCUGCGUCUUCUCCGACGCCGCGAUCAGAGCUGUUGUCCCGAACCUUACGAAAGGCGUGACAGCCCAGGCCGCCGAGAAGGACGAGCUGCCAGAGGAGGCUAGGCCUGUAGUCAACGCCGAAGAGAAGAGCAAACAGGAGGUGGCUUGCCCCAACUGCAACAAGGCCUUCGACCCUACGAGCGUAUCAGCCAUCAUUCCUAUCAAUCCGCCCAAAGAGGUGCAAGAGGUGCUCCUUGAAAAUCUGGUCCUUGCUCGGGCGGCAGCCAAGUCUUCCAAAAAACGCAAAGCCGACAAGGUGGACAAGUCUUCCAAGGUUGACAAAUCUGUCGAUGGCGCUUCUUUAGCCACAGAUGCCCCCCCAAUGAAAACCGCCCGCACGUCCUCGUCCUCUCCGGCACCUCGAGCUGUUCCCUCAGUCAGUCAGCCGCCGUCCGUGGCGAGGUCCGUCCAGGAGAAGCUGCUGGAGCAGGAGCGAAAGAGGCUGCAAGCACAGCAGGGAAUGAGCGAUGCAGUCAAGUCCAUGUUCAAGUCGAAGAAGGACGAAGGGGAGAAGAGAAGUGGGAUGGAAGACUUCUUCGGGAGGACUUUCACUAGAUAUGCUGCUUAG